Molecule: messenger RNA, 1551 nt
Organism: Rotaria sordida
Lineage: Eukaryota; Metazoa; Rotifera; Eurotatoria; Philodinida; Philodinidae
Source: the annotation of a GenBank genome assembly
AUGUCUGAACAUGAAACUGGUUCAUCAGAUGAUGAAGAACGUAUUAAUGAAAUAACAACAGUUAAAAAGAAAAAAGGAAAUGUUGUUUAUCAACGUGCUAGUCGUCCAACUACUUAUGAUGAUGAUGAUGAUGACGAUGAAGAUGAAGAUGAGUUUAAUAGACAAAUUCGUUUAGAAGAAACAAAAAAAUUACAAAAGGAAGCAGAACAAACAAAAACACGAGUUGAUCCUGAUGGAACUGUUUAUGAAUGGGAUCCAAAUGUUAAAGGAUGGUUUCCAAAAGUAUCAGAAGAAUUUUUAGUAGAACAUCAUAUGAAUUAUGGUCUUGAAACUUCAUCAGGUAUACGAUAUGAUGUACAUCAUCACACAUACAUUCAAGAACGUGAUGGUAUGACAUAUAAAUUAGAUAAAGAUACACAACAAUGGAUUCCAUUACAAUCAUAUACUGAUGAAACAAAUCAUAUUAAAUAUACAUUUUCAAAAAAACAUAAUACAUGGAUACCGGAUGUUAGCACUUAUUCAAUAAAUGAUCAAGAAGGAAAACAACAAACAUAUGUUUGGUUAAAUGAUCAACUUAAAUGGGAACUUUUAUCAACUGUUGAUGCUUAUACAGAUCAUAUUACAAGAAUUAAAUAUAGAUGGAAUAAUCAAACAAAUAGUUGGGAUAAUGAAGGUAUGGAACCAAUUGAAGAUGAACAUGAUCUUUCAAAAGAACAAAAACCAACAGUUCCACCACAAAUACAAGAUACAAAGAAGAAACCAACUGAAGGUUGGUUUGAAUUACCUGAUGAAAAAAAUUGUAAUGUUUAUAUAAGUGGUCUUCCACUUGAUAUAACUGAUGAAGAAUUUGAAGCACUUAUGUCAAAAUAUGGAAUUAUUUCGCCAGAUCCAAAUGAUCCACGAAACAAAAAAAUUCGUUUAUAUAGAGAUGAACAAGGAAAUCCAAAAGGUGAUGGAAGAUGUCGGUAUUUAAGACCUGAAUCUGUUAAAUUAUGUAUUGAUAUGCUUGAUGAUACAGACCUUCGUUCAUCAAGAAUUCAUGUUGAACGUGCAAAAUUUGAAGUUAAAGGAACAUUUAAUCCAGAUUUAAAACGUAAAAGAAAAAAAAUAGAUAAAAAGAAAAAACAAUUUGAAGUAGAUAAAUUACUUAAUUGGGAUGAACGUCCAGAAGUUAUUAGACAUAAAUAUGAAAGAAUUGUUGCUAUGAAAAAUAUGUUUGAUUUACAACAAUUUAAACAUGAUCCAUUAUUUAUUGAUAGAUUACGAAGUAAUGUUCGAGAAUCUUGUAGUGAAUAUGGAGAAGUUAAAAAGAUAAAUAUUUAUGAUGGAAAUCCAGCCGGUGUUGUGACUGUUGGCUUUGCAGAUAUUGAUCAAGCUGAUGCAUGUUGUCAAUAUAUGAAUGGUAGAAUUUGGUAUGGAAGAGUUAUUCAAUGUCAAACUUGGGAUGGUUCAACAAAAUAUGAUGUAGCAGAACCAGAAGAAGACGUAAAAGAAAGAAUUGAUGAAUGGCAUAAAUAUUUAAAUGACGAUGAUGAUGAAAAACAAAUAUAG